CUCACUCUUUUUUAGCCAAGAUUUUCUGCUGCUUCGGACUGAUUCAGUUCAGUACCAAACCAUGUCGUUUUUCAACUCCAUCGGUCGUUCCAUGACCCGCUCCCAGCGGGGGCCCAAGAGGUCGCCUACCCCAACAUCGGCGACAUUUUCUCCCACAGAUUCCGCCCCACCCACCCCAACCGUCACAGCGCCGCCGGUCGCACCACAACCCAGGCCUCCUCUCUACCUAUGCAGUCCCUUUGUUGAAGCGGCCCUUGUCAAGGGAAAUUUCAAGACGAUCGUCAUGCUCCCCAAAUAUGUUGAUAUCAUGGAGUGGGUAGCCGUCAAUAUUUUUGACUUUUACACAAAUCUGAACGAAUUCUAUGGUGUGAUUACAGAAUGCUGCACCCAACAAGCGUGUCCUACAAUGUCUGCAGGCCAGGCAUUGAGCUACACUUGGAUUAAUCAAGAUCGCAAGAGCGUCCAUCUGCCUGCUCCAACCUACAUAGACUACGUGAUGACCUGGAUACAAAAUCUGCUGAACGACGAAGGCGUGUUCCCCACAAAAUCAGGCCAGGAUUUCCCGCAGUCAUUUCCGUCGACGGUAAAGCACGUGUACCGGCAACUCCUACGCGUCUUUGCACACAUAUACCACGCACACUACCACCAAAUUCUUCACCUCCGUUCCGAGCCACACUUUAAUUCCCUCUUUGCCCACUUUCUUGCGUUUGGUCGUGAGUAUGAGCUGUUGGAAAUGAAAGACGUGAAAGGUUCUUCAUCAGCACCUGUUGGGAUUGGCCGGCUGUGGGAAAAGUGGAGGGAUAUGGGGUUAUUAGAGGGCUGAGCCCAGCAAUUCGUAACAUGGGACUUGAAGUUCCAUUUUUUUUUUUGGUCGGACAGUUGCAUGUGCUCUUUAUUUAUUUCAAGAUACAUAGAUGCUCGGCUGCUA
Molecule: messenger RNA, 928 nt
Organism: Laccaria bicolor S238N-H82
Lineage: Eukaryota; Fungi; Basidiomycota; Agaricomycetes; Agaricales; Hydnangiaceae
Exons: 5
Coding region: 62-823 (253 amino acids)
Biological process (GO): signal transduction; cell division; positive regulation of protein phosphorylation
Cellular component (GO): nucleus; cytoplasm
Molecular function (GO): protein kinase activator activity
Source: RefSeq, a predicted model, not a curated record